Molecule: messenger RNA, 661 nt
Organism: Microtus oregoni (creeping vole)
Lineage: Eukaryota; Metazoa; Chordata; Mammalia; Rodentia; Cricetidae
Product: ubiquitin-like protein 4A
Exons: 4
Coding region: 113-586 (157 amino acids)
Biological process (GO): post-translational protein targeting to endoplasmic reticulum membrane
Molecular function (GO): protein binding
Source: RefSeq, a predicted model, not a curated record
CCUUUCACGGCUUCCGGCGGGCGGUUCCUGCGCGCGCCCGGGGCAGCGGUGCGCGCACGGCAGGGAACCGUUGGGGUUUGCAUUGGCCCUAGUGGACGCGGCUGUGGACACCAUGCAGCUGACCGUGAAGGCGCUCCAGGGCCGGGAGUGCAGCCUACAGGUGCCGGAGGACGAGCUAGUGUCUACACUGAAGCACCUGGUCUCGGAUAAGCUGAACGUCCCUGUGCGCCAGCAACGUCUGCUGUUCAAGGGCAAGGCCCUAGCAGAUGAGAAACGACUGUCAGAUUACAACAUCGGGCCCAAUUCUAAGCUCAACCUAGUCGUUAAACCUUUGGAGAAGGUGCUACUAGAAGAAGGGUCUGCCCACAGACUGGUCGACUCCCCACCCCUACCCCUCUGGCAGCUGAUCUCCAAAGUCCUGGCCCGUCACUUCAGUGUAGCAGAUGCCAGCAGGGUCCUGGAACAACUACAGAGGGAUUAUGACAGGUCCCUGAGCCGCCUAACACUGGAUGACAUCGAACGUUUGGCCAGCCGCUUUCUACACCCUGAAGUAACUGAGGCUAUGGAAAAAGGGUUCUCCAAAUAGCAUUCUGGGAUUGGGGGGAGAAAUUCUAGGUCAGGCCACAGCUGCAUGUUGCAUUAAAUGUGUUCUCAUGUCGCA